Drosophila virilis is the source of this 994-nucleotide messenger RNA. RefSeq lists its product as uncharacterized. The record is from RefSeq and is a predicted model, not a curated record. NCBI's taxonomy places the organism in Eukaryota, Metazoa, Arthropoda, Insecta, Diptera, Drosophilidae.
AGAUAUUUUAGAGAAUCCAAGCUAUAUAUGUGUAUCCCCUUAGCAAUUCCGCGCCUUGUUUUACAGCAUGAUUUAUCGGUCAAAACAGUCGAUUGUCUGCCGUUCUCUUAAAAUGAAAGAAACACGUGUCGCGUGGCAUACAAAUAAAUGUAAAUUGGAGCACAAUUUAGUAGCUUCUGUAAGACAAUAAGACAGUUAACGUGCCCGCUUGACUGGGGCUGGCCACAUAUAAAUAGCCAGCCCGAUCCGUUGACAAUCAUCAACAACAUAAGCUAGCUCCCGAUAACAGCUGCAGUUCAAACCAAGUAGAAUGAUGUUGAAGCUUACAACUUGCUGGCUGCUGCUGGUCGUGCUGCUGGCUUCCGCCGAGGCAAACACGGGCGCCUCGACAGUGUGCGUGGGUCGCUGCCACAUCCUGGAUCUACAUGACAAGCGAAGGGUGUGCACUCGGGAUGCCAAAACGAAUAUGUGCACCAAGAUGCUGCCCUGCCGGCUGCGCGAACGCAACUGCGCCCUCAGAAGUCUGGGCCUGCCGCCGCUCAGGGAGACCAGCCUCGGGCAGUGCGCCAAUGUUGUUAGCAGCACCGGCACCGCUCGAUGUGUGCUCAUACCACGCCCCACCAAGCCCAGGCCCAACGUCAACAUCAAGGUGCAUGUGAGCUGCAUUGACAAGGCCUGCAACAGGCAGACGCCCAACAGUUGCUGGCGCACCAGAGACGGGCGUAACCUUUGGCUGAGCCUCUGCGAUGCCCGGGAGAGGAACUGCAUCAACUGGAACAACCCACAAUUGCAGCUGGUGCGCAUCCACGAUGUGCAGUGCCGCUCAAAGGCGCCCGUUAUCAAGGGCUAGGCACGCUGACAACAACGAUAUCCGCACAUGCAUAUAUAUUUUAUAUUUUAUUAUAUACCAACUUGUCCCUUCUUUUUAUUUCUUGGUUGCUUCGCAUCAAAUUCAAAGCGCUCGUAAAUAUUUCAUAAUGUUGCGACAAUAAAA